Molecule: messenger RNA, 591 nt
Organism: Spodoptera exigua (beet armyworm)
Lineage: Eukaryota; Metazoa; Arthropoda; Insecta; Lepidoptera; Noctuidae
Source: the annotation of a GenBank genome assembly
AUGGAAGUUAAAGUUAUAUGCGGUCAUAGUGCAGUGAAACAAAUCUAUUUGUUGCGACAUGGCGUUGAGCGCACUGAUGUUGCGGAGGUCCACGUGCAUUGUGCAGCGCCGAUUUGUGAAUCAGAGUUGCGCGGCGGCGCAGUAAGGCUGCGCGUACGUUGCUUCGGCGAGCGUGACAGCCGCGCCGCCGCUCCCGCGCCUGUCGACUUCCUCGCGCGUUCUGCCCAAAAGCGCUCGCUCUAUUUUCAUUAUGACGUCGAUUUCGAACGUCAUCAUAUAAAUAAAGGGUGUCGUAUGUCCGCGAGGGGUCGGAUCCAGGCGCACCGCAGCGCACGCCCCGUCCUAUCGAUUGUUGCGCGCUUGUUCCGCGCUGCGCAUUGUUCGGCAGCCGCCGGGUCGUCCGCACGCCGAUCUAGUCAUGCGCGAGUCCUCUUCGGUACCGCAUCGACCGACAAGAGUCGAGUGGGAUUAAACGCGCGAGUGUCGCGGCCGCGCUCGGCAGGCUCGCGAUACACUCGCUCAUUGACGCCCAGCGGCGCGCCGCCCGGACUCGCUCGCACCCCAUGUGUAUCCCACCCACUGUCCCAUUGA